CAAAAGCCUCCAUUUUCUUCUCCUCUCCCUUUUCAAUUCAACAACCUCCCCUCUCCCUCGUGUCUUGAUUAAUUGUCAAAACAAGCGAAAAAAAGAAAAAGGAAAAAAAGAAUCAUCGUACUCAUGCACUCUUUCCCACAACAUCUUCUCUUUUCUAAACUUAAUUCAUCUAAUAUCCUCUUCCGUUCUGUCAGUGUGCCGUGUGCCAAGAAAGCAUACCCAGCAAGCAAGCCACAGCCAGAAUUUACAAUUAAUAUUCAAGGUUUAGAGAAGAGAGACAAAACAUGAACAUGGUAUCGGUUUCAGCGGUGUGCAAGGCGGUGGCGAGUAUCAACCCGGGACUGACGAUGUCUCCGCUGUCGCUGUUCAGGCAGCGCAACAAGGAAAAGGUUGUGGUCAUAAUGGGAGCGACGGGGACAGGAAAGUCAAAGCUUGGCAUAGACCUUGCCACUCACUUCCCACCAGCGGAGAUAGUCAACUCCGACAAAAUGCAAGUGUACGAAGGUCUCGACAUCACCACCAACAAAGUCACAGAAGACGAGUGCCGAGGGGUCCCACACCAUCUCCUAGGCACUGUCCAACCCAACAUUGAUUUCACUGCCGACGACUUUUGCCACCACGCCACCCUCGCCGUCGGCUCCAUUUUGAAACGCGACGGCUUGCCCAUCAUUGCCGGUGGCUCUAACUCUUUCCUCGACGCCUUGGUCAACCACUACCCUGACUUUCGCUUGCGCUACCACUGUUUGUUCCUCUGGGUCGACGUCUCCCUCCCUGUCCUCCACUCCUCUCUCUCCGCACGUGUUGAUCGCAUGAUCCGCGCCGGGCAGGUCGACGAGGUUAGACCAUUUUUCCAAUACCACAACCGCGACUACACCCUGGGCAUUCGAAAGGCCAUUGGCGUCCCCGAGUUUCAUUCCUUUUUCCAGGCCGAAGCCGACGGAGCCGACGAGAGGACCAAGGAGAAGCUCCUCCAGGCUGCCAUUGCCUCCAUCAAAAUCAACAACUGCAACCUCGCCACCCGACAGCUCCACAAGAUCCACCGCCUCCACGCCAUUUUCAAACGGAACAUGCACCGCCUCGACGCCACCGAAGUUUUCCUCAGGAGCACUCCCCAAGAAGCAGAGCAAGCGUGGGAGGAUCACGUUCUGUCCAAAAGUCGAAGGAUUCUUCACAACUUCCUCUACGACGACGCGCAUGUUGAUGUUGCUCUUGCUUCUGUUAUCGCUUCUUCUUCGCCGCCCAUGGCCGCAGCCGCCGCAACUCGCUAGAGACAGGCCGCCACAUAAUCUAGCACUAUAGAGAAAGUUAAAUUAAACGUCACCACUGACCUGCCUCCGAUGACACUACAUGCCAUUUCAAAUAUCUAUUUUUUUUUUCUAAAUGUUUUAACAACUUUUUUUUUUUACCAAUUUUUUUACGAUGGAUCAUGUGAUUGUUUUAUUGGUGCGUAAACCAAUCACAAACUACACAUAAACCGUUAUAAAAAAAUUGUAAAAGAUAAAAGUUGUUAAAAUAAUAUUUUUCUUUUAUUUUUAGUUUUGUUUGGUUUCACACAAAAAAAGGUUUACUUACUAUAUGUAUAAUCUUUUGUUACUCGCUACAAUAUGAGUAACGUGUUACUAUAUCAUCGCCCAAAUACUACUUAACAGUGAUCCACGACUUAGUUAUAUCAAUGAAAGCUCACCUUAUUAUGUCCA
Messenger RNA from Vigna angularis (adzuki bean), 1697 nucleotides. RefSeq names its product adenylate isopentenyltransferase 5, chloroplastic. The coding region runs from base 285 to 1268 and encodes 327 amino acids. The record is from RefSeq and is a predicted model, not a curated record. The transcript has 2 exons. Gene Ontology annotation, cellular component: mitochondrion. Lineage: Eukaryota; Viridiplantae; Streptophyta; Magnoliopsida; Fabales; Fabaceae. Gene Ontology annotation, molecular function: tRNA dimethylallyltransferase activity. Gene Ontology annotation, biological process: tRNA modification; cytokinin biosynthetic process.